CCUUCUCAAUCCACUCUGCAGUUAGAAACAAUUAUGAGGAGGCAUAGCCGAAUUUUUUUGAAUUGAGGAUGCAAUUUUUUAGCUUUAAUACCAUUAGUAUAUCCUUGGCAUGGUACCUUAACAAAUCUGAAAUCCUAAUAGAUCCGAGAGAAAAUUCUGCUAGUCAUUAGUUGCAGAAGGCCAUGACCAGAAUUAUACUUCUACUCUAUUCAUGUAUGAGAUAGCAGCACCAGCCAACGAAGAACUUACUCACUUAGUUCUUGCACAGAGUUCAUCACAUCGUGCAGCAGGAAUGCAACAAAGGGGAUCAUCAUCAAUAUGGGAACUAACUAGCAUUACCAAAACCCCUAAAAUCCUAGUCUCGAAUAACUUAGGGUUCAUUGCAACGAUUAUGUCAACUCUGGAUUACCAAAAGGCAAAAAAC
This is a messenger RNA of Linum tenue, 424 nucleotides long. Lineage: Eukaryota; Viridiplantae; Streptophyta; Magnoliopsida; Malpighiales; Linaceae. The record is from the annotation of a GenBank genome assembly.